Cryptomeria japonica (Japanese cedar) is the source of this 1308-nucleotide messenger RNA. RefSeq names its product receptor-like protein 33. Lineage: Eukaryota; Viridiplantae; Streptophyta; Pinopsida; Cupressales; Cupressaceae. The coding region runs from base 1 to 1308 and encodes 435 amino acids. The transcript has a single exon. Gene Ontology annotation, molecular function: protein binding. The record is from RefSeq and is a predicted model, not a curated record.
AUGUCGGGAACUAUAGCACCUGAGUUGGGGAAUUUGAGAGGACUUACACAGUUAUCAAUCUAUGGGCCAACUAAGGUUGAGGGUUCUAUUCCUCCAGAAAUAGGGAGCUGUAGCAGUCUCCUGUGGCUAGAUCUCGGAUGGAACAAAAUUACUGGGAUGGUGCCGAGAAGCGUAUUCCAUCCUCCUCUCUCAACUCUUGCCUUACAGGGAAACCAGAAUGAAGACACGCUAGCAGAAUCAUUCUUCAAUGUCACUGUUCUAGAAUAUUUGGAUCUGAGCUUCAACAGAUUCUAUGGUACAGUUCUAAAGUCAAUUAAUAACUCCACAUCCCUGUGGAAGCUGAAUCUGUCAAACAAUUCAUUGCAUGGAGAUUUAGAAUUAAAAUUUCCAUAUUCAUUGGAAAUUGUGUCUGCUUAUUCUAACAGCUUCUCUGGAGAUUUACCUGCAUCCUUGGCCAACUGUAGGCACCUUCAACACUUGGAUUUCAGGGAGAACAAAUUGACAGGUGAGCUUCCUGAGUAUGUUGCCAAUUUUCAAGAGUUGAGAGUUUUGAGCCUAGCAUACAAUGCACUUGAGGGACGUAUUCCUGCAUGGAUCACAAAUCUCACCAAAUUGAAGCUGCUAGAUUUGUCGACCAACAAUAGAUUCGUUGGGAACAUUCCCUCCCAUCUCCAAAAUCUCCAGGGCUUUGUUGCUCCACAAGUAACCAAGUCAAAAAUUAACCAGGAUAUGAUGAUUGCAGCAAAGGGACAUGAGUACCGCCUGGAAUAUGUAAUGGCAGGAAACACCAUAUUAGACUUAUCAAACAAUUGUCUCCACGGGGAAAUAGCAGAAAGCAUGGGAAGUCUGACUGGUCUGAGACUGCUUAAUCUGUCUGGAAACCAACUGGAGGGUAAAAUACCACCAUCUCUUGGAAAUAUCUCUUCUUUGGAGCAGUUAGACUUGUCUAGAAAUGACCUAAGUGGAAGAAUUCCUCAGGAUCUAUCUAAACUGACUAUAUUGGCGGUCAUGAAUGUUUCAUUCAACAGACUGUGUGGAAGGAUACCAAGUGGAACGCAAUUUGACACUUUCAACGAGACUUCUUUCCUGGAAAAUCCUCCAUGUUUCUGUGGGCGCCCCUUGCAAAAGUGCCAACAAAAUAACGAAACUUCAACAAGAGGGAAGGAGGAGAGGCCACUGCUGAGUAUCGUGGAAGAACACGUGUCACUGGUGGCAUUGGGUCUGGAAUUUGGCAUUUCGUUUGGUGGAAUGAUCUCUUUCAUUUGUGGAAAGGACAUACUUUGGCGUUUGCUUCAUAGUAAUUUCUAG